AUGGCCAGUGAGGAAGUGUUGGAGGACUGGCAAGGGGACCAGUGCCUGGACCCCGCUGUGCUCGCCGAGCAGGGUGACACCGAUCCUUCGAGUGAUCCCGGUGGGCUGUCGGUGCUCCAGCAGCUCGGCCUGGACCAGAGCUCAGACUUCUCGGACUCCAGCGUGCAGCAGCGCCUGGACGAGCACCGCGAGAGGAUCCGCAGGGAGAUCCGCAGGGAGCUGAAGAUCAAGGAGGGCGCGGAGAACCUGCGCCGAGCCACCACCGACAAGAGGAACGCCCAGCAGGUGGACUCCCAGCUCCGCAGCUCCAAGCGCAAGCUGGAGUCCCUCCACACGCAGCUGCAGGAACUGGAUGCACACAUUGUGGUCAAGGGCCAUGACGACAACAAAGAUACGCCUUUGUCUCCGGGGACGGUCAGUCAGACGUCGGCCAACGAGCACCGCAUCGCUGCCUUGGAGCGGCAGCUGAACAUCGAGCUGAAGGUCAAACAGGGAGCGGAGAACAUGAUUCCCAUUUACGCCAAUGGGGGUACCAAGGACAAGAAGCUUCUCCAGACAGCUCAGCAGAUGCUGCAGGACAGCAAGACCAAGAUCGACAUCAUUCGCAUGCAGAUCCGAAAGGCCAGGCAGGCCACGGAGCAAUCUGAGGACAGCCAAGGUAAGCCGGACCUGUGUGGGGUGGAGCUGCGUGUGGAGGAGCUGUGGCACCACUACCGCGUGGAGCACGCCAUGGCUGAGGGAGCCAAGAACAUGCUGCGACUUCUGGGUGCCGGAAAAGUCCAGGACAAGAAGGCCAUGGCGGAGGCUCAGUGUGGCCUCAGUGAGUCGUCCCAGCGUCUGGACCUGCUGCGGGGCUCUCUGGAGCAGCGGCUGCAGGACCUGCCGGAGGAUCACCCCAAGGCCUGCCUCAUCAAGGAGGAGCUGGUCCUGGCCUCCUCCUCAGCCUUCAGCGCCCGUCACGGCACCCCCUAUGUCCACAACCAGUACAGCACCCUCAGUAAACCCUCGCCGCUCACAGGCACUCUGCAGGUGCGUUUGCUGGGUUGUGUGGGGCUGCUGGAGGUCGUGCCUGGGAGGAGUCGAGGGACGCCAGUGGUUCUCCCCUCUUACUCUCUGAGUGAUGGACGCUCCUCCUUCAAACUGAGCGGCCUCUACAGCCGCAGCACCAGCAGCAUGAGCCUCAAGAUCCCCGGCAAGACCGAUGAACUCUCAACGGAGGUGAGCGCGGUGCUGAAGCUGGAGAAUACAGUGGUGGGCCAGACAGGUUGGAAAACAGUGGGAGAGCAGGCCUGGGACCAGACCUUCACUGUAGAGCUGGAGCGAUCCAGGGAGAUGGAGAUAGCGGUCUACUGGAGAGAUUACCGCUCCCUGUGCGCGCUCAAGUACCUGAAGCUGGAGGAGUUCCUGGACAACCAGAGACACAGAGUCCAGCUGGAACUGGAGCCACAGGGGCUGCUGCUGGCUGAGGUGACCUUCUUCAACCCCGUCAUAGAGCGCGGCCCGAGGCUGCAGAGGCAAAAGAAAGUUUUCUCCAAGCAGCACGGCAAGGCCUUCCUGCGUGCUCGCCAGAUGAACGUGGACAUCGCCACCUGGGUGCGCCUGCUGAGGAACGCCAUUCCCAGCGGAAACAACACCCCGGCCUACACGCCCAGCUUCACAAGCAACACGCUCACCAGCAGCCCAGGAGAGAUCUCAGUGGAGAAGCUGAGCCUGGACAGCGACUCUCCUGCCAAAGCUGAGAUCAAGAGGGAUGUGGUGGAUGCACCCGCUCCGGAGCAGAUGCCAGUAAUUGAGCCCCCGUCCCCACCGGAUACCCGCGCACACGAGCAGCCAACCAGAUCGCCGUCCCAGAACUCCAUUCGCUUACUGAGCAGAGGUCCUCUGUGCCUGCAGGACUUCAAAAUGAUAGCGGUGCUCGGCAGGGGCCACUUUGGGAAGGUGUUGCUGUCGGAGUACAAGAAGACGGGCAGCAUGUACGCCAUCAAAGCCCUGAAGAAGGGAGACAUUGUAGCACGAGAUGAAGUGGAGAGCCUGAUGUGUGAGAAGCGAAUCUUUGAGACUGUCAACGGCUCCCACCACCCGUUCCUGGUCAACCUGUUUGCGUGUUUCCAGACGCCAGAGCACGUGUGUUUCGUCAUGGAGUACACGGCAGGAGGAGACCUCAUGAUGCACAUACACGCUGACGUCUUCACCGAGCCGCGUGCUGGGUUCUACUCAGCUUGUGUGGUCUUGGGUCUGCAGUUCCUCCAUGACCAUAAGAUUGUGUAUCGGGAUCUUAAAUUGGACAACCUCCUGCUCGACACAGAGGGCUUUGUGAAAAUUGCAGAUUUUGGGCUCUGUAAAGAAGGUAUGGGCUAUGGAGACAGGACCAGUACGUUCUGUGGUACGCCAGAGUUUUUGGCCCCAGAGGUGCUGACAGACACGUCCUACACUCGAGCCGUGGACUGGUGGGGACUGGGGGUGCUCAUCUAUGAGAUGUUGGUGGGAGAGUCUCCGUUCCCGGGUGAUGAUGAGGAGGAGGUUUUUGACAGUAUAGUGAACGACGAGGUGCGCUACCCACGUUUCCUCUCCACCGAGGCCAUCGGCAUCAUGAGGCGGCUGCUGAGAAGGAAUCCUGAACGACGCCUGGGCUCCGGAGAGAAAGACGCAGAAGAUGUCAAAAAGCAACCUUUCUUCCGGGGUAUGGACUGGGAAGCACUUCUUCAGAGGAAGAUCCCGCCGCCGUUUGUCCCGACCAUCGGCGGCAAAGAGGAUGUCAGCAACUUUGACGAGGAGUUCACAGCCGAGGCCCCCACCCUCACGCCGCCCCGCGAGCGCCGCACGCUCUCCCGCAAAGAGCAGGACCACUUCAAAGACUUCGACUACAUCUCUGACCUCUGCUAGGGCCAGGAAGCCAGGGGGGUCAAGGGGGUCUCUUAACUGUCCACUGCCAGCCCCAGGCUCUGAGCGGAGACUGGAAACUGAAGGCUGACUCCUGCUGUACCGUAAAAAAAAAGGGGGGGAGAGAGGACUUUACGAUCGGAGGCGAGGAUCACCCUUUAUUCUGUCCUGUUUCUCUCUCUCUCUCUCUCUCUCUCUCUCUCUCUCUCUCAGUCUGUCUGUGCUCUGAGAUGAAAUACUAGCUGGUCUGAGUGUAUCGGGAUGAGGAUCAGUGGAAUCUGAUAGCGUGUUGCACACAUACACGGUGUCACAGAUCUUCUGACCUCCAAUGCAUCUGGAGUGGCUUUUAGAAGAGGAGGAGGAGGAGGAGGAGGAGGGGGGAUAUGAUGAAGAUAAUCCAGAUUAUGUAACACUUGGAACAUGGGGGAUGAUGGAUCCCGAUGUCUGCACGGUAAUGCAACACACUGAACAGUGUGCAGGAGUGAGUGGUUACACCGAAAAAAAAACAAAAAAACAACUAAAUUUGCAGGGUUGGCAAAAUUUAAAACUACGGCAACUGAGACUGAGAGGACGCGUUCUGAUGGUCUCUACAACGCCCCUCCCCCCUCCCCGCCUUCACUCUGCUCUGUUGUCCCAUAUCUAAACUGUUUGUCGCUGCUAACUGUGUGUCUCGCUGUGUAAGGCGACCCCGCCUCCAUCACGAAUGCAUCCAUGUCCGUUGCAGACAUGCACCGCUUGUAUAUUGACACUUGGGGGCGCCAGAGGAAAGAUAGAAAUAUAUUUGGCAGAUGAGUGCCCAUGAACUGCAGAGAGAGAGAGAGAGAGAGAGUAAGAGAGACGGGUGUGGGGGUGGGUGGGGGUUGUUGUUUGUGUGUCUGUGCUGCGUCUUACAUAGGCCACCUCCUCAUCGUCUUCUCUUGUCCGCCGUCUUUCGGUACAACAACAAACUACAAUCAUUUUUUUUUUUUUUUUGACUGUUCAGCCGCUUUUACAAACUUGUUUUUUUGUGAUUUAUAUUUUUUCCCCUCCUGUGUUUCCUCCUCUGUCACUUGUCAGUCAUGCUGGUGAACUGUGUUGGAACUGUGACUCAGUAAAGAUGUGAAUCUAAUGGA
Myripristis murdjan (pinecone soldierfish) is the source of this 3992-nucleotide messenger RNA. RefSeq names its product protein kinase N1b (gene pkn1b). Gene Ontology annotation, molecular function: ATP binding; small GTPase binding; protein serine/threonine kinase activity. The transcript has 22 exons. Lineage: Eukaryota; Metazoa; Chordata; Actinopteri; Holocentriformes; Holocentridae. The record is from RefSeq and is a predicted model, not a curated record. Gene Ontology annotation, biological process: signal transduction; protein phosphorylation. Bases 1 to 2883 code for a protein of 960 amino acids.